Molecule: messenger RNA, 2208 nt
Organism: Paracoccidioides lutzii Pb01
Product: eukaryotic peptide chain release factor GTP-binding subunit
Exons: 2
Coding region: 1-2208 (735 amino acids)
Biological process (GO): translational termination; nuclear-transcribed mRNA catabolic process, deadenylation-dependent decay; translation
Cellular component (GO): translation release factor complex
Molecular function (GO): translation release factor activity; GTPase activity; GTP binding
Source: RefSeq, a predicted model, not a curated record
AUGUCGAACAAGCCGCUAGACUCGUGGGAGGAUGACCCCGCCGCACAAGACGACAACCUGUCCAGACAGACUCAGCAGAGCCUGAACUUGAGCAAUCAGCCGCAGCAAUCAUCCUUCCGUCAUGGAGUUUCGUCAUUCCAACCGGGUGCGGCUUCAUUCCAACCCGGCCAACAAUUCCAGCAAUACGGAUACCAACAGUACGGCCAAGGCUACCCACAACAAAACUAUGGGUUUUAUCAGCAACAGCCGUAUGGCCAGUAUAACCAAGGCUAUGGUCAGCAAGGAGGGCAUGGUCAGGCCUAUGGUCAACAGUAUGGGGGCUACAACCAGAAUACUGGCCUUCCCCAACAACAGCACCAGCAGCAGCAACAGCAACAACAACAACAACCGCAGCAGCAGCAGCAACAAUGGCGCCCGCAGUCAAUUGCUGAACGACCUAAUGCUGGCGCUCCCACCGCCCCCAAACAGGCCCCUGAGGCUGUGAAACCGAAGAUGACUGCUACGGCAGAGCCAUCCAAGGCAAAGGUCCUGUCGAUCGGUGGAGAUGCUAUGAAACCCAAAACCCCAACUUCAUCUACAGCUGUUACACCUACCCCGCCUUCUUCCGGCAUAUCUGUCAGCGAAUCACAAAAUGCGAAUGGUCCGUCGGCAGCCAUCGCUGCCUCGAAGGUUACCGCUGCUAAAGCGAUUGAAAAGACUGACAAAAAGGGCAUUUCCAGUGGCAAGACAUCGCCCACACCAUCCUCCGGGCGAUCUUCUCCUGCACGUGGCGGGGAAACCAAAACUGCAGCUCGUGAUGCCGACGCUAUCGCCAAAGAGCAGGCAGCGGAUGUCGAUGAAGCUACGCUUAAGGAAAUUUAUGGCGAAAAACGUGAACACAUUAAUUUAAUUUUCAUCGGCCACGUUGAUGCAGGCAAAUCCACUUUGGGUGGAAGCAUCUUAUAUGCAACCGGUAUGGUGGAUGAACGAACCAUGGAUAAGUACAAAAGGGAGGCUAAAGAAGCGGGACGUGAGACAUGGUACCUGUCGUGGGCUCUAGACUUGACAAAUGAAGAGAGAGCUAAGGGGAAGACUGUUGAAGUUGGUCGGGCCUUUUUCAAGACCACUGGAAAUACACCUGAUGGUCCAGUAGAGCGCCAUUAUACUAUUCUCGAUGCGCCAGGCCACAAAUCCUUCGUCCCAAAUAUGAUUGGUGGUGCCUCGCAGGCUGAUGUUGGUAUUCUUGUUAUCUCCGCUAGAAAAGGCGAAUAUGAAACGGGUUUCGAGCGAGGCGGUCAGACCCGAGAGCACGCACUAUUGGCUCGGAAUUCAGGUGUGAAAAAGCUGAUUGUGGCCGUCAACAAAAUGGAUGACCCUACUGUUGAAUGGAGCAAAGCCCGAUAUGAUGAAUGUACAACCAAAAUUGGCAAGUUCCUUCAAAGCAUGGGUUAUGCCAAGGCGGAUCUGCACUUCAUGCCCAUUUCCGCGCAGAAGACUAUUGGCAUAAAUGCGCCCGUUCCCAAAGACCUUGCGCCCUGGUUCGAUGGUCCCAGUCUUCUUGAUUUCCUCCACAACAUGAGAAUGCCCGAACGUAAAAUCAACGCUCCCUUCAUGAUGCCAAUCAGUGCAAAGUACCGUGAUAUGGGAACUGUUGUUGAGGGGAGAAUCGAAUCAGGUGUUAUAAAGAAGGGCUCCUCGUAUAUUAUGAUGCCCAACCGCGAAGAAGUCACAGUUACGGCGCUGUACGGUGAAACGGAGGAUGAGAUUGCAACGGCAACAUGUGGUGAUCAAAUUCGGGCUCGACUUCGGGGUGUUGAGGAAGAAGAUAUUAUGCCAGGAUUUGUGUUGUGUUCUCCCAAACGACCCGUCCACUGUGUUACUGCUUUUGAAGCGAAGAUCAGAAUUCUUGACCUCAAGAGCAUUCUCACGGCUGGAUUCAACUGUGUUCUCCAUGUGCACGCUGCCAUUGAAGAAGUGACCUUCGCCGCGCUGUUACACAAACUCGAGAAGGAAACUGGCAGAAAGAGUAAGAAACCACCUCCAUUUGCAAACAAAGGGCAAACCAUCAUUGCCCGGCUAGAGACCAUUGGGGGAGCCGGUGCCGUUUGUGUAGAGCGAUUUGAGGAUUACAAUCAGCUUGGUCGUUUCACACUUCGUGAUCAGGGACAAACCAUUGCCAUCGGCAUGAUCACUAGGCUAAUUACCACGGACCAGGCAACAGCAGCGUAA